GUACAAUAGAUGAAAAAGAUGGAGAGCUGGUAUUGUGCUGGAAAAUCAACAGAGGAAAGUAAAGUCAGGUAGAGGAUGGAAGGGGUGCAAUGAGUGAGGGAGGAGAGAAAGAAUAAAGAGAAGCACACAAGAAAAGAAUGCACACAGAACAGAGAAGAGGGGAGGGAAGAGGGAGGGGCUAAGAACAUGGCAAGGUUACACAUGAAAACUGCAGUCUGUUUUCUUCUUUGACACUCUACUCUACUUCAGAAGUAGAGACAGGAAGCUUCAUUUUUGCUCUUAUCUUUGCAAUAUCAGAUUAAAACAUAAAUUAAAAACAGAACGGAAGAACUGAAUGCUAAGGAAGCGAGUACAUUCAUGAUACAGAGAGCCAGGAAAGAAGGAAAGACAGACAAAAGACAGAGAGACUAUGAGAACAAUCAAAUAAACACAGCGGCUACACAUUGGCAGAGUUUACAGGACCAGCUUUGACAUCAGUAAAGUGAGAGAGGAAGAGGGGUGCAACACGGCUUUACGGAAACCGCUUGACAGUUUCAUACGCUGACACAGUUUGAAAAUAGGAAACAGACGGUUAGGAGAAACAGAAAAAAAAGAAAGACAAAAGGAUAAAACAAAGCCCAUUUAAACCAAACCAUGUUGAUGAAAGAAUACCGGAUAUGCAUGCCGCUCACUGUCGAUGAGUACAAGAUCGGCCAGUUAUACAUGAUCAGCAAGCACAGCAGUGAGCAAAGCGGGGGAGGCGAAGGGGUAGAGGUCGUCCGUAAUGAACCCUGCACAGACCCCAAACACGGAGCCGGACAGAUCACAGAGAAACGCAUCUACCUCAACAGCAAACUGCCAACCUGGAUAAGAAAGUUUGUUCCCAUGGCUUUUUAUAUCACAGAAACUGCCUGGAACUUCUACCCUUACACCAUAACAGAGUACACGUGUUCCUUCCUACCGAGGUUCCAUGUCAAGAUUGAGACGAGCUUUGAGAAUGACAACGGUUGCAGUGAAAAUGUGGUUGGUGAUGACCCCACUCCAAAGGACAGUGUCUGCUUUUUGGAUAUUUUGAAUGAUCCAAUCCCUGACAAGCAUUAUAAGAAGGCGGAGGAUCUGAGCAACUGGGUGUCACAGAAAACAGGCCGGGGACCCCUAGUGGAUGGUUGGAGGAACACCACUAAACCCAUCAUGUGCUCCUACAAGAGAGUCACCUGUAGCUUUGAGAUCUACGGCUUCCAGGGACGAACAGAGGACUUCAUUCACAGGAACAUUCGUGACAUUCUGUUGGUGGGACACAGACAGGCAGUGGCAUGGAUUGACGAGUGGCAUGGAAUGACACUCGAGCAGGUGAGAGAGUACGAGAGAAAACAGCAGGAGGACACCAACAGCAAACUCAAGAGUGACAUUACCCGCACAGACUCUGCUCCUCCAAUGCGACCCAGCUUCACUCGCUCCAUCUCUGUUACGGAUGAAUCGUCACUGAAAAAGAUGGGGGUAAAGACUGUAGACAUUCCAGGCUCUCCGUCCUGCCCUUCCUCCCUCAAAAGUCCCGUGAGAUUAAACUCUACCCCGGAAUAACACCCAUCCUCCAUCCUCACACCGCAUCGACCACUGCCAGUACCAACAUUUAGCAAAAUUCUGGACUUGGACAUUCUCUUCUAAUCAAAACUAAAAAGACAUUCAACAUUGUAACUCUCUUGCUCAACAUUCCAACUGGACAUGCUUGUGUUCCAUACAGAGGCUGGCAUUUGACAAAAACACCUUACUGAAGAAUUGUAAAUAUUAUGUAAAAGACUCUGGCUUCUAAUGAAGUGAAACCAUUGUGCCUUAGUUCACGUUUCUCACAGACCUCACCAAAAUGCAUUGAACAAAUGGUCUAUUCCACUGCCUAUGAACAUGAAGGGGAGCACAGACGUACCUGAACACAGAUGAAAAGCCUCUAUUGACAUAAUCAAUAGACUGAUGCAGUGAAACCCGAUCAUAUGGAUUAUGGCAAUCGUGAGCGACUAGCUGAAAUUUCUAGUGGUUUACUGGUUAUAGCCUUUGACCCUGUAUCAAUACAUUGACGGAACGCAAUUGAUUGUUUAGUCGUGCAGCACAUAGCAAGAACAUUAUCAAUAGUACUUUGUGUGAUAAGACUAAAGGCUACAAUGGACUAAGCAUUAUGUGUUAUUUGACAUUGAUAUAACACCUGUCUUUGUAAGAUGCCACUGCGAUAUUCUGUGUUUGUCUCUGGUUAUUCACAUUAAAGGGGAAGUUUGUCAUUUCUGCCAUUAGUUGAACAAACAAGUAGCCCCACCCCAAACUCACAUCAUUAGUUGAUAUGUCAAACCAUUCAGACAAACAUAGGAAUGUUGAAAGUGCCAUAUCAUCACAUAUUUUUCAUCAUAAACUUUCUAAGGGAUGCAUGAUACUCUGGUUCCACACUGGUUAUUAACCUUUUUUUU
Molecule: messenger RNA, 2429 nt
Organism: Sinocyclocheilus anshuiensis
Lineage: Eukaryota; Metazoa; Chordata; Actinopteri; Cypriniformes; Cyprinidae
Product: cytoplasmic phosphatidylinositol transfer protein 1-like
Exons: 10
Coding region: 634-1560 (308 amino acids)
Biological process (GO): phospholipid transport
Cellular component (GO): cytoplasm
Molecular function (GO): phosphatidylinositol transfer activity; phosphatidylinositol binding
Source: RefSeq, a predicted model, not a curated record